Cryphonectria parasitica EP155 is the source of this 1912-nucleotide messenger RNA. RefSeq names its product P-loop containing nucleoside triphosphate hydrolase protein. Lineage: Eukaryota; Fungi; Ascomycota; Sordariomycetes; Diaporthales; Cryphonectriaceae. The coding region runs from base 1 to 1764 and encodes 587 amino acids. The record is from RefSeq and is a predicted model, not a curated record. The transcript is spliced from 5 exons. Gene Ontology annotation, molecular function: ATP hydrolysis activity; ATP binding.
AUGCCUCAAAGCUCGGUUUCGUUGCCCGAGAUUGGCCGAAGUUCUUACGCACUCGUCAUCCAGCGGAGAUUUACCGACAAGCACGAGCUAGAUUCUACGACUCUUAGAAUCAACUCGCCGCACCUACUCGGUGUAUUCCGUGAGGUUGUGGGUUCGACGUACACUACAGUCGCCUCAGAUUUCAGAUCUCCUUUCGAAAUGACUAGCCCAUUUCAAAUGCUUAUGCACUAUUGGGAUGAGUUGGAACAGUAUCGCGACGAGACAGAGGACAAUCACGUCCGUCAGCAUUUGAAGCUGUUGUUCGAUUUCAUGGAUCAUGAACUGGGUCCUGACCGGAAAAGUGUGACGGGUAUGGUACUCAACGGGCGAAUUAACUACACCCAUUCCUGGGUACUAUUCAGACCUGGAGGUCUUGUUUAUGCCUCAGUAAUGGGACACCCCUGGCUUUUACAGUGUCAAAAAACUGCGUAUGAAGAGAGCACCAUAAAAGGGCCAUAUAUCGUUGUCACUUGCACCUACACCGACCAUGAUGGAGCGUUGGAAGGCGCGGCGGUGCAUAAAUUCACCAUUUUCCAAAAGGAACACUUUGGGGCCGAAAACCCGGCUUUCAUCACUGACCUUCCCGUCUACCCGAGGCGUUUUGCCGGCGAGGCUGGGACCCUUGAAGCCAGGUUGGAAGAGAGAGGUCGAAACUUUCUUGCUAGAAGGACUGUGUGCGUUCAAGCGUAUAACGGAAUUGCUCAGUACCUGAAGGAGCCUCCAGAGUUGUUCUACAACCCUGAAAUGGCAGAAUUUGAUGGAGUGUGGCUCCCCUUCACCGAGUCGGGAAGAAUCAUACUAGACCGCAAGACGUUUCACGAGGAUCAGUAUUCAAAUCAGGUUUCCAUCAAAGCCAUGACUCCAGACCCACUUCUCUGCCCUCCAUACGAAUACGGCUAUUCCCUGAGCCGGAAAGACUGGUGUCGCUUUCUUGUCGACAAUAUGCGUGACGUUGAGUGGAAAGAAGGUGUAUGGGAGUCGUUGGUAUUGCCCACUGAACAUAAGCUUGUUUUGCAAGCUCUGGUGACUUCUCACCAAUAUCCUGAUGAUGCAAGGGACCAACCUGAGCUCAAGGGCAAGGGGCUCAUCUUUCUGUUACACGGAUCGCCUGGCUCGGGUAAAACGCUGACAGCCGAGACAGCGGCUGAGGGAACAAGAAAAGCAUUGGUCUCGUCAUCUCUAGGAGAUCUGAAUCGCUAUGAUUCGCCCCGGGCAUUUGAGAUACGACUAAAAGAGGUCUUAAGCUACGCAACGAUAUGGAGAGCUGUAGUUUUGCUAGACGAAGCCGACGUCUUCCUCGAAGCGCGUCACUCACUUGGCGACAGCACCACUCGCAACGCUCUUGUCGCCGUGUUCCUCAGGGAGCUGGAAUACUUCUCCGGUAUCAUAUUUCUAACCACGAAUCGCCUCACGACUUUUGACGCAGCUAUGAAAUCUCGGAUUCACUUAGCACUCGAGUAUUCGCUACCAAAUGUCGAAACACGGAGGCAGAUUUGGAUGAACCUUCUGUCCAGCAUGCCUACAGAAGGCAUCGACAUCGAGGAUAUCGACGACGCAGUGGUAAAUCUACUUGUGGAAAAGUUGAACGGCAGAGAGAUCUCGAACACAUUCAGCACCGCGCGAACAAUAGCUAGGUCACAAAACAAAAGGCUGAAUCUGGAACACAUUGAAAGAGUGAUUCGAGUGAGAAAUGACUUUGAGAGAAGACUCUAUCAUUGCGUUUGAGUCUACUUGAAGGAUGUGGAGCUUAAUACAUCUUUCUACAGCUUUCUUGGUUUUCUUUACGUCGUUUCACAUCAUGUCUCCUGAGUCGAUAGCUUCUUAUCUUGAUGUAUAGAUCUUAAAGGUCUUUGAGCCUUUGAUAACAUUGAUC